AUGGUACAUUGUAUGGAUUUAUACACUAAUUAUAACUUUAAUUAAUUAUUAAACAAAAAGUCUAACAUGAUAAAGAGUCACGUCAUAAUAAUAAUAAAAAAAGGCUAUUGCAUAUAACAGAACCUCCACACAAUGUUUUAAAACAGAUGAAAUUAAGUUAGGCAUUUUCUUUUUCUCUUUGACCUUCAACCUCCUGAAAAAUGAACAUAUCAACAAAUAAUAAUACAAAUGAAACCAGGAAGCCUCAUGUAGUAUGCAUAACACUCCCAGCACAAGGCCAUGUAAUCCCCAUGAUGCAGUUAGCCAAGCUUCUUCACUCAAGAGGUUUCUACAUAACAUUUGUCAACUCUGAAUUCAAUCACAACCGUUUGAUUAAAGCCAAAGGUUCAUCAUAUUGGAUCAACUGUUUUCCUGAUUUUAAAUUCGAAAGCAUUCCUGAUGGAUUACCACCGUCUGAUCGUGAUGCUACACAGGAUCCAGCUUCUCUUAGCGAUUCUCUUCGUAAGAAUUGUUUGCCUGCUACGCGUGAGUUGUUGAAGAGGUUAAGAUCAACGGUUGAUGUUCCUCCAGUUAGUUGUGUGAUUUCUGAUGGAUUGAUGAGUGGUGCAAUGAAAGCUGCUGAAGAGAUUGGUGUUCAAGGUGUUCAGCUUUGGACUGCUUCUGCUUGUGGAUUCAUGGGUUAUGCUCAAUUUCCUGAGCUUCUUAGGAGAGGAAUUAUUCCUUUCAAAGACGAAUCCUAUAAGCAUGACGGGACUUUAAGCACGUCAGUGGAGUGGAUACCAGGAAUGAAGAAUAUGCAGCUCAAAGACCUGCCCUCUCUUAUUAGAAUAACAAAUGCUGAUGAUAUAAUUUUCACAUUUCAAAAAGAUGAAGUACAAGAUUGUCUGAAAUCCCCAAUCAUACUAUUUAACACCUUUGAUUGUUUUGAACAAAAAGUAUUAGAAGCCAUCAACUCCAUUUGCCCUAAAACAUACACCAUUGGUCCACUCCAUUUACUUGAGCAAAAACAUGUCCCUUCAAGUCCAUUAAAAUCAUUUUGGCCAAGUUUGUGGAGAGAUGAUGCUCAUUGUCUUCAAUGGUUAGAUCAAAGAGAGCCUAAGUCAGUUGUUUAUGUUAAUUAUGGAAGUAUAACUGUCAUGUCUAAAAAAAACCUAGAAGAGUUUGCAUGGGGAUUAUCUAAUAGCAUGCAACCAUUUUUGUGGGUGGUACGUCCAGAUGUUGUUAUAGGUGAAUCUUGGGCUUUGCCAAAGAAAUUUUUCGAUGAGACUCAAGAUCGAGGAUUGGUGGUGGAUUGGUGCCCACAAGAGCAAGUAUUGGCUCAUCCUUCUAUAGGUGUUUUUUUGACUCAUUGCGGGUGGAACUCGAUACUGGAAUGUGUGUGUGGAGGUGGUUUACCUGUUAUUUGUUGGCCAUUCUUUUUUGAGCAACAAACAAAUUGUCGAUAUGCAUGUUUAGAUGAAGAAUGGGGAGUUGGGGUUGAGGUAAAUCAUGAAGUGACACGGAAGGAGAUUAAGGAUAUGGUUAGAGAUGUGAUGAAGGGUCACAAAGGGGUGAAGUUGAGAGAAAGGGCUUUGAGUUGGCAAGAGAAAGCUAAAGAAACUAUCAAUGUUGGAGGUUCAUCCUUUAACAAUUUUGAGAGAUUUCUUAAAGAGGAUCUUCAUUGUGAUCUAAUGAAUAAUAAAUAAUUUUAUUCAAUAUCAUGGAUGAGCAUUUUUAGUGCUCACCUCACACAAGGAACCAAGAAAUAAAUUAGCUUGCUUCGCCCUAUGUUGAAUAAAUUAUUGUUGAUCAUGGAACAACCCAAUUUAGUUCACAAAUACUUUUAUUUGAUGUAAUUUCUUUUUAUUGCCUUUGACUGGAUAGAUAGAACUUUCAAUAAAAUUCGAGAAAAAAAUACACAAGCAAUUAAGAAGUUCAACGUUUAACGGCCUACGACUCCACACUGCUGAUACAUAAUUAACGUCAAUUAACACCCAAAAAGUGUUACAUAAUGUACUUAAUGUGUUACUCUAAAUUUAAGGUAACACUUUUUGGGUGUUACAUCAUACCUUGCUAACUAUUCUCUUAUGUAAUACUCCAACAUGCCUA
This is a messenger RNA of Amaranthus tricolor (Joseph's coat), 2088 nucleotides long. Its product is annotated as linamarin synthase 1-like. The transcript is spliced from 2 exons. The record is from RefSeq and is a predicted model, not a curated record. Bases 201 to 1685 code for a protein of 494 amino acids. NCBI's taxonomy places the organism in Eukaryota, Viridiplantae, Streptophyta, Magnoliopsida, Caryophyllales, Amaranthaceae. Gene Ontology annotation, molecular function: UDP-glycosyltransferase activity.